CGAGCCGGACAGCACGGAGACAAAGCGGCGGCCGUCGGCUUCGGGCCUCGGAAUCCUUCUGCGCUCGCCCCGCUCGCCGCAGCUGAACUGGAGAUACCUUGAGGGCAGGAACCAAGUUACCACUGUAGCCACUUUACCCUUCAGCACAGUGAGCACAUGAAAUGACUGCUGUCCACGCAGGCAACAUAAACUUCAAAUGGGACCCCAAAAGUCUAGAGAUCAGGACUCUGGCAGUUGAAAGACUGUUGGAGCCUCUUGUUACACAGGUUACAACUCUGGUAAACACCAACAGUAAGGGGCCCUCUAAUAAGAAGAGAGGUCGUUCUAAGAAGGCUCAUGUUUUGGCUGCAUCUGUUGAACAAGCAACUGAGAAUUUCUUGGAGAAGGGGGAUAAGAUUGCAAAGGAGAGUCAGUUUCUCAAGGAGGAGCUCGUGGCUGCUGUAGAAGAUGUUCGAAAACAAGGUGAUUUGAUGAAGAGUGCUGCGGGAGAGUUUGCAGAUGAUCCUUGCUCUUCUGUGAAGCGUGGCAACAUGGUUCGGGCAGCUCGAGCUUUGCUCUCUGCUGUUACCCGGCUGCUUAUUUUGGCUGACAUGGCAGAUGUCUACAAAUUACUUGUUCAGCUGAAAGUUGUGGAAGAUGGUAUCUUAAAACUGAGGAAUGCUGGCACUGAACAAGACUUAGGCAUACAGUAUAAAGCCCUGAAACCUGAAGUGGACAAGCUGAACAUUAUGGCAGCCAAAAGACAACAGGAACUGAAGGAUGUGGGCCAUCGUGAUCAGAUGGCUGCAGCCAGAGGAAUCCUGCAGAAAAAUGUUCCGAUCCUCUAUACUGCAUCCCAGGCGUGCCUACAGCACCCUGAUGUUGCAGCCUAUAAAGCCAACAGAGACCUGAUAUACAAGCAGCUGCAGCAGGCAGUCACAGGCAUUUCCAAUGCAGCCCAGGCCACUGCGUCAGACGAUGCCUCCCAGCACCAGGGUGGAGGAGGAGAAUUGGCAUAUGCACUCAAUAACUUUGAUAAACAAAUCAUUGUGGACCCCUUGAGCUUCAGUGAGGAGCGCUUUAGGCCUUCCCUGGAGGAGCGCCUGGAAAGCAUUAUCAGUGGUGCUGCCCUGAUGGCUGACUCGUCCUGCACCCGUGAUGACCGGCGUGAGAGAAUUGUGGCGGAGUGUAAUGCUGUCCGCCAGGCCCUGCAGGACCUGCUCUCAGAGUACAUGGGCAAUGCUGGACGUAAAGAAAGAAGUGAUGCACUCAAUUCUGCAAUAGAUAAAAUGACCAAGAAGACGAGGGACUUGCGUAGACAGCUCCGCAAAGCUGUCAUGGACCAUGUUUCGGAUUCAUUCCUGGAAACCAACGUCCCACUUUUAGUAUUGAUUGAAGCUGCAAAGAAUGGAAAUGAGAAAGAAGUUAAGGAAUAUGCUCAAGUCUUCCGUGAACAUGCCAACAAAUUGAUUGAGGUUGCCAACUUGGCCUGUUCCAUCUCAAACAAUGAGGAAGGCGUAAAGCUUGUUCGGAUGUCUGCAAGCCAGCUAGAAGCCCUCUGUCCUCAGGUUAUCAAUGCUGCAUUGGCUUUAGCAGCAAAACCACAGAGUAAACUGGCCCAAGAGAACAUGGAUCUUUUUAAAGAACAGUGGGAAAAACAAGUCCGUGUUCUCACAGAUGCUGUCGAUGACAUUACUUCCAUUGAUGACUUCUUGGCUGUCUCAGAGAAUCACAUUUUGGAAGAUGUGAACAAAUGUGUCAUUGCUCUCCAAGAGAAAGAUGUGGAUGGACUGGACCGCACAGCUGGUGCAAUCCGAGGCCGGGCAGCCCGAGUCAUUCACGUAGUCACCUCAGAGAUGGACAACUAUGAGCCAGGGGUCUACACAGAGAAGGUGCUGGAAGCCACCAAGCUGCUCUCCAACACAGUCAUGCCACGUUUUACUGAGCAAGUAGAAGCGGCGGUGGAAGCCCUCAGCUCAGACCCCGCCCAGCCCAUGGAUGAGAACGAGUUUAUCGAUGCCUCCCGCCUGGUGUACGAUGGCAUCCGGGACAUCAGGAAAGCAGUGUUGAUGAUAAGGACCCCUGAGGAGUUGGAUGACUCCGACUUUGAGACAGAAGACUUCGAUGUCAGAAGUAGGACAAGCGUCCAGACAGAAGACGAUCAGCUGAUAGCUGGCCAGAGCGCCCGGGCGAUCAUGGCUCAGCUUCCCCAGGAGCAAAAAGCAAAGAUUGCGGAACAGGUGGCCAGCUUCCAGGAAGAAAAGAGCAAGCUGGAUGCCGAAGUGUCCAAGUGGGACGACAGUGGUAACGACAUCAUCGUGCUGGCCAAGCAGAUGUGCAUGAUUAUGAUGGAGAUGACGGACUUUACCAGAGGUAAAGGACCGCUCAAAAAUACAUCAGAUGUGAUCAGCGCUGCCAAGAAAAUUGCUGAGGCAGGAUCCAGGAUGGAUAAGCUUGGUCGUACCAUCGCAGACCACUGCCCAGACUCGGCCUGCAAGCAGGACCUGCUGGCCUACCUGCAGCGCAUCGCCCUCUACUGUCACCAGCUCAACAUCUGCAGCAAAGUCAAGGCCGAGGUGCAGAACCUCGGUGGGGAGCUCGUUGUCUCCGGGGUGGACAGCGCCAUGUCCCUGAUCCAGGCCGCCAAGAACUUGAUGAACGCCGUGGUGCAGACAGUGAAGGCGUCCUACGUGGCCUCUACCAAAUACCAGAAGUCUCAGGGCAUGGCUUCCCUCAACCUCCCGGCUGUGUCGUGGAAGAUGAAGGCACCUGAGAAGAAGCCCUUGGUGAAGAGAGAGAAACAGGAUGAGACACAGACCAAGAUUAAACGGGCAUCUCAGAAGAAGCACGUGAACCCGGUUCAGGCCCUCAGUGAGUUCAAAGCCAUGGACAGUAUCUAAGGCUGCCCUAGCCAGCUGCCCCCACCCGUUGGGGCCCCUAAAGAUCAGUCACUGUUCUUCACUCAAGUGUAUUUGCUACAUAGAACACUGAUGUUAGAUUCCACAGGGAAAUAGGCAGAGUUUAAACUUGGCCAGGUGGUAAAUUUUUGAAGGCCAUAUUUGUCUUUAAGUUGGUCAAAAAUACCUUUAGAAUUCAGGAGCAUAUUUCCAGCUAUAUUUUUUUUAUAAGAUUAAAGAAAAAUAAAAAUUCCAUAACCAAAGAGAAUCUCACAUUAACUUGUUAUUAACACUCUUGACCGAGUUGUGAGGCCCAUUCUGUUUGAGAGAAGGAGAUCUACCAGCCCUGGGUUCCAGCGGUUUGGCUGGUAUUAUGUGACCAAAGACGACCCAGAGUGAGCAACCUGGGUGUCUUAGGAAGCUAUCCCUGGAGGAGGAAUGUUCCCAGAAAGGUCUUGAAAGGGACGUAGCACAUAAAACUCAGUAAGACGUAAUGUAUCAUGAAGACAACUGAUUACUCUCUUUAUGACAUGCAAUGAGAAUUUUAAUGCAUGGUUACAAUUACUAAUGUACUCUGCUGCAGGACAUUAAUAAAGUUGCUUUUUUCAGGCUAGAAUGUUGUGAUGCUGUAAUCAGAACAUGCUUUUUUCCCUUUCUUUGGCUUCAAAUGCAAAUUCAUCAUUGGGCUCACUUCUAAUAAUUGCAAUGUUUCCUGCCUUGGGCUUGCAACAGAAGCCUGACAAAAAUAGUGUUUACUUAGGCAAUAAUUUUGACUUUACCUUAUUUGUGAUUACUAUAGCGAUUACUAUAGCUACAAGGUAUAAUUUUACUGUCUUAUUUAAAUUUUAUGAAUUUGAAUGUUUUUUACACUAACUUUUCCCAAUAAAGUCCACUAUGAAACCAA
Molecule: messenger RNA, 3780 nt
Organism: Equus caballus (horse)
Lineage: Eukaryota; Metazoa; Chordata; Mammalia; Perissodactyla; Equidae
Gene: CTNNA1
Product: catenin alpha 1
Biological process (GO): cell migration; cell-cell adhesion
Cellular component (GO): adherens junction; actin cytoskeleton; catenin complex
Molecular function (GO): beta-catenin binding; actin filament binding; cadherin binding
Source: RefSeq, a predicted model, not a curated record